Dermacentor andersoni is the source of this 996-nucleotide messenger RNA. Its product is annotated as putative nuclease HARBI1. NCBI's taxonomy places the organism in Eukaryota, Metazoa, Arthropoda, Arachnida, Ixodida, Ixodidae. The record is from RefSeq and is a predicted model, not a curated record.
AUGGCGGUGCCUUUUAUUGUUCAGUGGCUGGAGUUGCAGGAAGAGCGGCAGUUUCGUGAGCAUCGCGAUGCGUUCCAGAUGCGCGAGGAAAUGUUCCGGUCUCGGUGUCGACUGAGUAAGGGCUUGGCACGGUCGUUGUGCGAAGAGCUUCGUCCGGUGCUUGUGCGGGAGCGAGUGAACACUCGCACAGCGUUGACUGUAGAAGUUCAAGUUCCGUGCGCGCUUCGCUUCCUUGCCACAGGUGGAUUUCAAGGUGCGAUUACCAGUGACGAGGACUUGACUACAAGUCAAUCUAGCUUUAGCCGUUCGGUUCACGCAGUCAUCGAGGCUAUCGUGGAUUGCAUCGGCGACGCAUGGAUCUCGUUUCCAGACGACACAGCGGCAUUGAGUUCUGCAUCCGAAGGGUUCGUGCGCAGAGACUGCAGGUUCCAGGGUUGCGUCGGGGCUGCGGACGGCACAUAUGUGUGCAUUCGCGCACCAUCGGAGAGGGACGAUGCCAACAAGCCGGCUUACUUCUGCCGGAAAGGCUAUUACGCCUUGAACGUCAUGUGCACUACCGCGCCCCGCGACUUCUGCAACCCCUGUCAAAACUUUGCCUCGAAAGGUGACAGCGCCUAUCCGCUCCAGCCAUGGCUUGUCACACCUGUUCCUGGGAACCACAUUUAUGGUAGCCCUGCAGCCAUGUUUAACGCUGCCCACUCAUCGCUGCGCUCACUUGUGGAACGCUGUAUUGGGGUCCGUAAGAUGCGCUUCGGGUGUCUGCAACGGCACCGGGCGCUCUACUAUGGGCCAGUGUUCACGUCAAAAAUCAUUGCAGCCUGCGCAGUGCUGCACAACUUGUACGUGCGCGCUGAGCUUCCAGAGCCAGAUUGCACCCCUGGGAUCGACGACUUUGACGGAGACGUGAACGCAUACGAUGACAGCGGAGAUGUGACGGCGGCAACACUCUACAGGGCGGGCAGGCAGAAACGCGAAAGGAUGCUGCAAAUGUUCUGA